UCAAACCCCAGUGAUGAUCCUAGUUUAAGGAGGAAAACCAGGAACAAAUUAAAGAGAGUGAUGCAAAAUUUGUACUACUAGUGUCUUAUUCCUGGCGCCGCAAAAAUCCAAGGCCGGUCCACCUCCAUGGCGAAUUCCCAGCAGCGUCGCCAUUAAUCAUGGCCGUGCAUGUGAGGAUGCGGUGAGCCAGCCACAUUUCUCUGUUUCUGGAAACGCAGAAAAUAUUUCCCGUCGUUUGGUUGCAGACAUCUCCAUCCACUGGUGGGGAGAGCGGCAAGGAAAUAAUAUCCAUGGGGGGCAAUCUACUAGGAGGCCAUGUGGAGCUCGCCAAGUGGUCAAUGGCUCGUCGCCAAGUGUUCCAUUGUUAACCUCUUCUGGUGCCGAGUAGUUUCUCCACGAGCUCCACGAGCAGACGAGCGAGCUCCUCCCUCCUCCUCGUCAUCGUCUUCGUCCUCAGCGUGACCCUCACGGCUGGCUGUGGAUCCAUCCGUCCAUGGAGAUGGAGGCUUCUAGCUGACGAGGCUGGCGGCUUCUGGAUUGGUACGUAGGUACGUGCUGUUGGCUGUUGGUGCAUGCAUGAUUGCCGCUUGCGCCCCCACCAUUAGUUGGUUGGAGCUGAGCUGAGCUCUGCUUCUUGUCCAGCUCUGUUCUUGUUGGUAGCUGGCUGCACGCCCAUGUAGUUGCAGAUCUUGAUCCUGCCGCUAGGCCACAGAUUGCGGAUUUUGGUUUUCGGAUUUCUUUCUAGGUGGAGAAUUAGGUAGGUCGCUCUCCUUGAAUCGGAUCUCGACUCUCGAGGAGUGGAGAUUCUUGCAGAUUCGGUAGUGUAGAGAUCGAAGAAGCAGAGUGAGAAAUUGGAUCUUGGGGCUGGGGGCAAUGGCGAUGGAGCCGACGGUGAAGGUGGCGCUGGGGACGGCGGCGUUCGGCAUCUUCUGGGUGCUGGCGGUGUUCCCGGCGGUGCCGUUCCUGCCCAUCGGCCGCACGGCGGGGUCGCUGCUGGGGGCCAUGCUCAUGGUGCUCUUCAACGUCAUCACCGCCGACGAGGCCUACGCCGCCGUCGACCUGCCCAUCCUCGGCCUGCUCUUCGGCACCAUGGUGGUCAGCGUCUACCUGGAGCGCGCCGACAUGUUCCGCCACCUGGGCCGCGCGCUCUCGUGGCGCAGCCAGGGCGGCAAGGACCUGCUCGUCCGCACCUGCGUCGUCUCCGCGCUCGCGUCGGCGCUCUUCACCAACGACACCUGCUGCGUCGUGCUCACCGAGUUCAUCCUCAAGAUCGCCCGCCAGAACAACCUCCCGCCCAAGCCCUUCCUCCUCGCGCUCGCCUCGUCGGCCAACAUCGGCUCGGCGGCGACCCCCAUCGGCAACCCGCAGAACCUCGUCAUCGCCGUGCAGAGCGGCAUCUCCUUCGGGGACUUCGUGUUCGGCAUCCUCCCGGCCACGCUCGUCGGCGUCGUCGUCAACGCCGCCAUCCUGCUCUGCCUCUACUGGCGGGAGCUGUCGGACGAGAAGUGCGUCGACGUGUCCCACGACGCGCUCCCCGCCGAGGUCGUCGAGGAGGACGACGUCACCUCGCACCGCUUCUCGCCGGCCACCAUGUCCCACCCGCGCCGCGGCCGCCUCCCCGACGGCUCCGCUGCCCCCGACGCGGCCGGCUGCGAGGCGCACUGCUGCGAGCCGCCGGUCAAGCCCAACGGCGAAGCUUUCGCCGCCAAGGAGGCGGCGCUGGACGGCGUCGGGAUCCACCAGAGGAGGGGCUCCGCCGCCAGAGUGACGACCAAGGAGGAGGAGUACUGCUGCUUCAACUCGGCGGAGGAGAAGGAGGCGGCCAUGGACGAGGAGUGGAAGAACAGGCUGUGGAAGACGUGCGUCUACGCCAUCACCUUGGGCAUGCUCGUCGCGCUGCUGCUGGGGCUCAACAUGUCCUGGAGCGCCAUUACCGCCGCCCUCGCGCUCAUCGUCCUCGACUUCAAGGACGCCCGACCCUGCCUCGAGAAGGUCUCCUACCCGCUGCUGCUCUUCUUCUGUGGGAUGUUCAUCACCGUGGACGGCUUCAACAAGACCGGCAUUCCCAGCACGUUCUGGGAGUUCAUGGAGCCGUAUGCGCGGAUCGACACGCCGACCGGGAUCGUCAUCCUCGCCCUGGUCAUCCUUCUCCUCUCCAAUGUCGCGUCCAAUGUCCCGACCGUCCUGCUGCUCGGCGCACGGGUGGCGGCCUCGGCGGCGGCGAUCUCCCCCGCGGCGGAGACCAACGCGUGGCUGAUCCUGGCGUGGGUGAGCACGGUGGCCGGCAACCUGUCGCUUCUGGGGUCGGCGGCGAACCUGAUCGUGUGCGAGCAGGCGCGCCGGUCCCAGCAGUUCGGCUACACCCUCUCCUUCUUCAGCCACCUCCAGUUCGGCUUCCCGGCGACGCUCAUCGUCACCGGCAUCGGCCUGCUGCUCAUCAAGAGCAACUGAACAGGAGAGGAUCAUGAUUAUCACCAACACAGCAGCAGAAGAAGAUGGUAUGAUUCAUAUGGAUAUACUAUAGGUAUGUAUGUAAAUUUUAAAAAUUGUGAAUGUUGGGGCCGUCAUUUGUGGCCUGUGGGGUCGUCUUGUACCGUAAAGCAAAGCUGGGAGCCCCCCCGAGCACGGAUGAUGACAUUCAUGGUGGUGCUCGGAGGCUUUUUGGGUUGUACAUUUCAUAUGUAUUGAAAAAGAAAAGGAGGAAGAACAAGAAGAAGAAGAAGAAGAAGAAAGAUGUACAUGAGUAGCUGCUACUAUUACAAUCUAGUAAGUAAAUGGAGGUGUAUAUUUGUUCAGUAUUCACGAUGAAUUGGAUGGUACACAUUGCAAUC
Molecule: messenger RNA, 2831 nt
Organism: Hordeum vulgare subsp. vulgare (domesticated barley)
Lineage: Eukaryota; Viridiplantae; Streptophyta; Magnoliopsida; Poales; Poaceae
Product: silicon efflux transporter LSI2-like
Exons: 3
Coding region: 874-2451 (525 amino acids)
Biological process (GO): transmembrane transport
Cellular component (GO): membrane
Source: RefSeq, a predicted model, not a curated record